This is a messenger RNA of Symbiodinium necroappetens, 3153 nucleotides long. The record is from the annotation of a GenBank genome assembly. Lineage: Eukaryota; Dinophyceae; Suessiales; Symbiodiniaceae.
AUGAUGGAUGCGACCCAUGAGAAGCAGAAGCUCAAUCCGAAUGUUUGGCCUCGGCUCGGACCUCGUGCAAUGAGCCGGUUACAAGAUCACCAGCUCCCUGGGGAUAGCUUCGUGUCCUUGCGCUUUAAAUCGAAGAAGAACUUCCGACUUCUGGUGUUUUUUCCUUCCGUUCUCUUGGCAUUCCUGUCAGAUUCGACGGUGCUGUGUCAUGAAACAGCAGCGGCGUUGGACGGAAAGGGCGAGCCAGUAUGUGUCUGGGGACACGUCGCAGAAGAUGUGUUCACCGGCAGGAGGUACUGUCCCGCGAUUGCCGGUUUCAGUCCGUGGUACUGGAGUGUGGGCUGGUAUGGAAUGUUCAUCCUCACCUGCCUGGUUGUUUACUGGAGGGGACAACGGAUGAAGAGGGGACAGCGUGGAGCCAAUCAUUCAGCCUUCUGCUAUUUCCUGGACUGUACUCGAGCAGGCUAUACGGACAGACACCUCGCGACAUGGUUCGCAACACUGACGCUUGCAUUCUUCAAUUCCAUUCUUAUUCGGCUGGUGUCGACGCCUGAGGGUGAGGAUAUCUUGAACUCUUGCGUCCGCUAUGGUGACUGGGCCGAUCAUGGAGACUAUUGCCAACCUGGAGGGUUGCUGGAGCCAAGUUGGACUGUGGUGCUGCUUGGGGUGUACUCAUGUUUUACGGCCGCCCUCAUGGACCAGGGCACCAUCAUGUGGGAUGGCAAGAAGAAAUCCGACCAGGAGGUGGGCUCGGAGGGAGAUGAGCCUCUGCGCUCGGCGUCUCCGAAAAGCGGGAGCACAAACCGUUUUCUUGAGGAGGAGAUGAACUUGGUCCUCGCUGCCGCUGUGAAGUUGAAGGCUUUGGUCCGACGGCAAAUGCAGAAGAGUCGGGAGAAGCAGCUGGAGUCCAAUUCGACAUUGGCCGAGUUCAUGUUGGCUCCCUUGACCGGCAUGGCCUUCGUCCUUGGGCGUGAGGAAGAAGAGGAGGUGGAUGGCACAAGCUUGCAGGACUUGGAAGAGACCUUUGAGCAAAGUUUGGUCGAGAUCUUUGGGGCUUUGGAGUUCGAGCACAUUGUCAAGAGGGAAGAGACUUCCUCGUCGGAGACGACGAAAGUCAUGGACCUCUGUGCUCCAGAUGCGCUAAUGCGGGAACGAGCCAGCGUGAGGUUUCGAAUGUCAGGCUGUUCGAACCCCGUCGCAUGGGAGAACUCAAUGAAACGGUUUGAUCAGUAUGAGAGUUCAGCCAAAAACUGGAGUGUUCUGUCCGAGACGGUCGACAUCAUGCAACUUUACAAGUUUUGCAACUACCUCGACGGGUACAAGUCGGGAGAGGUGGUUCGAGCCCCCACCAGCAAACUCAGCACUAAGGCCACUACGGGCUGCGGCUGCAGUGGGCACGUUGUCUUUGGCUUCAUUCUCGGACUUCUGGGGUUCUACCUGUUCUCCUUCCUGGCACCUCAAGGAGACUCCUAUGCCUGGGUCUACUAUUGGGUUGACCGAGAAGCUUUCGUUCAAGUUCGCUGCACUGAGACGAACUCCACGUCGAGUUCAAGCCCAUGGUGCGACGCAAAGGACUACCUCCUCAUGUCACGAACCACGCUCUGGGUGUCGCACGCAGCCAUGUUGAACGUCACGCGCAACCAGCUCGGAGUGCUCGUGGUGGCGGCUUCCAAGGCCACUGUCCUCGGCAUCCUGGCAAGCCUGCUUGCUGUCACUGUUCACAAGACGGUGUUGGGCUUACAGCAGGCGACGCAUCCGAUGCAAAUCUUGGAUGCUAUCCUUGCAUGGUGGGCGAGGGCAGACCACAUGUCUACAUGUCAUUUACAUGUAUGGAAGCUUGCGAGGGACUCGCUCCUCCACACCGAUGUGAAGAACAUCCUGGACAGAUAUGAAAAUGUCGUCUUGGCUUACCUUGCAGUGUCGUUCUGGCUGCUCACCGACUCUGCUAUACAGGUAGCCAUUUUCAACAAUGCUCCAAACAUGAUGGCAGGCUACGUGCUUGUGAUCAUGUGUGGUUGUACAUUCCUGUGCGUGUACCAGGCCUUGCGAGUGCACUAUGGCCAGCUACAGCACAUAACAACCCUGCGGCGCUUGAAGGAAUCGACUUUCGUGUACGGUGAUAGACCCGACUUGGUACAUCAGCGAAAGUUGAUAGAUGAGAUGAUUUCUAGGAUGUCUGGUGGGGGCGACUACCAAACCAGACUGCUCUACAUGCCCUUGAAUCCAACAUUCCAGAAAGGGGUGUUCGCCUACUUCAUCACAGCCUCUGUUUCGGUCUUGGCACGUCUGAUUACGGAAGCAGUGACCAUGUCCAGGCCACUUGGAGCUUUCGACACACUGGCAAAUGCCACUGUUAACAAUGCCACUGCGAAGAAUGGAGUGCGCGGGCACAACUGCCGGGUCGAGAAAAAAAGCUGCCCGAGGUUUCAUGGCAUUGCGGCCUUGGUUGCCACGGUCGAAGGUAUUCCUCUCGACCGAUACCUGGACCAUUUCACUGGGCUGGGAAAGCAAGAGCAGCAUGAGGUGAUUCGUCGUGUCAUGCAAGAAGCAGGGAAAAGCACAUCUUCCGGAGCCAGGGCCGGAGUGUGCAAGCGGAAGGUGGCACGUAUCGGCGUGCUGUCUUGGAACGUUGGCAUCAGCGACCACCGAAAGGACCAAGAGGCAGCUGUUGCAGAUGUUCUGCUGCGGCCGUGGACUCAGCAUGCGGCAGAGGCAAGCGCCAUCGUAGCAAAGGUCGCUAAGCUCGGCGCAGCAGACGUGAUAGUUGUUGGGCUGCAGGCCAGUGCGCUUUGUGUGUUUUGUCCAGCGCAGCUGCUGAAGCACAUUCGUGACUUUGGCAUGGCAGAGAAGCCGAUGGACCCCAGGAUCAACUCAGGUGGAAGGCUCCAGUCUGCAAGGGCCAUCGUUUCGCCAAUGCCGAGCUCCAGGUGCACCAGCUCCUCUCCGCCUCGGGCCUGCAAUUCGAGUACUAGCACCACUGGGACCUUCCACGGUUGCGGGCUGGAGUCGGAGACGGUCCGGGCCUUCGCGGACUUCGUCAUCUACCUGAACACGGGGACCAAGAACCCCAGCGCGUCCUGGAGAUGCAGCCAGCAAGAUCUUCGGCAAGGGCCUGGCCCCACGAGGUGGAGGCCCGCCUGCAGUCCUGCCUGA